Papaver somniferum (opium poppy) is the source of this 1986-nucleotide messenger RNA. RefSeq names its product pentatricopeptide repeat-containing protein At3g62890-like. Gene Ontology annotation, molecular function: RNA binding; zinc ion binding; protein binding. The transcript has a single exon. Gene Ontology annotation, biological process: RNA modification. The record is from RefSeq and is a predicted model, not a curated record. Lineage: Eukaryota; Viridiplantae; Streptophyta; Magnoliopsida; Ranunculales; Papaveraceae. Bases 1 to 1986 code for a protein of 661 amino acids.
AUGGCAGCUCAAGCUGUUCCCAACUACUACAGUCAAGUAAAACCUGAAAAUCUUCAGAACUUUCAAACUAUAACCUCCAAGCUAGAGUUAUGCAGCUCACUUCAACAAGCCAAGCAAAUUCACGCUUGCAUCAUCCGAAACGACCUGCCAGUAGAAAUCUAUGCAAAACUUUUACAGUUCUGUACUUCAUCUUCUUCCUCUGCUGAUGCCCUUAACUAUGCUACUCAAGUUUUCGAUAAUCUUCAACAUGAACCAACCAUUUUUAUAUAUAAUACCAUGAUUAGAUUCUAUGCUAAUAAUAACUCACCGGGGCGAGCUUUUUCACUCUACAGACAGAUGAGAGAAAGAGGAACACAACCCAACAAUUACACCUUCACCUUCCUCGUCAAAGCUUGUACUGUUAACGACUCUUUACUUGGUCCUGCAAUUCAUGCCCAGAGCAUUGUUUAUGGGAUUCAAGAGACAGACGUGCACGUCUACACUUCACUGCUUAACAUGUAUGCCAAUGCCACUACUAGAGAAGGGAAUUUAGCAAUUGCCAGGAGCUUAUUUGACAGGAUGAAGAAUAAAACUGCAGCGACUUGGAAUUCCAUGAUAGCUGGGUAUUCAAGGACGGGGAAGAUUGAUACUGCGAGAGAGCUCUUUGAUCAGAUGCUUGAGAAAGAUGAACAUUCUUGGAAUGUUAUGGUUUGUGGGUACACCAGAACUGGAGACUUUGAUGUUGCAGAAAGAUUGUUCAAUCAGAUGCCAAAAAAGACUCUGCCAACAUGGAAUGCCAUGAUUGCAGGAUAUGUCAGAGCUUCAAAGCCAACUGAAGCCCUAGCUCUCUUUCGGAAAAUGCAGAUCGCUGGUGUUAGACCAGAUGCAAUCACAGUAGUCACAGUACUUCCAGCUUGUGCUCUUAUGGGUGCUACAGAUUUAGGAGAAUGGAUCCACAUGUUUGUCAAAAGAAACAAAUUUGAUCAUAACAUAUCAGUCUGCAACGCCAUAAUAGAUAUGUACGCGAAGUGCGGUUCUAUAGAUAAGGCAUUUGAUGUUUUCAAGGGAAUGAGAGAGUUGAGUUUAGUGUCCUGGAACACAAUGAUAUCUGCGUUAGCAAUCCAUGGAUGUGGUAAAGAAGCUAUUGAGCUGUUUACAGAGAUGGAAGACGGAAGAAUAGUACCUGAUGACAUAACAUUUGUGGGAUUACUAAAUGCAUGUGCCCACACUAGGCUUGUUGACAGUGCAAAAUUUUACUUUAACAAAAUGCAAAAUGUUUACGGCAUACCUCCAAAGAUUGAACAUUACGGGUGCAUGGUCGAUGUACUGGGACGAGCACAACUUCUGGAUGAAGCCCUAACACUCGUAGAUCAAAUGCCCAUUGAACCUAAUUCAGUUAUUUUAGGCUCUUUGCUCAAUGCUUGCAGGAUUUGCAGGAACUCCCAAGUAGGUGAAAAAGUUCUGCAGAAACUGGUGCAACUGGAUCCUUCAAAUCCAGGUUAUUAUGUGCUGCUUUCAAAUAUGUAUGCCGCUUCUGGUGAAUGGGAAGAAGUUACCAGGGUGCGGAACUUGAUGAAAUCUCGAGGAGUUGGGAAGAUGCCAGGAUGCAGUUCAAUAGAAGUUGAUAACAUGGUUCACGAAUUUGUUGUUGGAGAUAAGACUCACCCUCAGACCCAAGCAAUAUACACCAAACUUAAUGAGAUUUCCUCGAAGCUGGAAUCUGCUGGUUAUCUGCCUGAUACUUCAAAUGUUUUCUUCGACUUGGAUGAGGAAGAGAAAGCACAGAAUCUUUCAGUACAUAGUGAGAAGCUGGCAGUUGCAUUUGGUCUUCUAAAUACAAGACAUGAUAAGCCAAUUCGAGUGGUGAAAAAUCUCCGUGUUUGCAGAGACUGUCACGCUGCAAUAAAGCUAGUCUCCCAAUUAUACAAUCGAGAAAUCAUUCUCCGAGACUGUAACCGCUUUCAUCACUUCAGAGAUGGUAGUUGUUCUUGUAAUGAGUUCUGGUAA